UAUAAAGAAUUUAUUUGUUAGAUAAAGGGUUAUAUUUAAAAAUGUCUCUUGGGAGUGGUUUUCUGGAGAAUAUUCCUCACUUUACAUUCACACCAUCAGAACAUCAGGUUGAAUGUGUCCGUGUGGGAGCGUCUAGGAAUGUUACAUAUGUGUUACCACAACAACAUGAAAAAUCAUUUUUGGCACUUAUGGCUAUUAAGGAGAGGAGCAAUUAUAUAAGAGCAGGGCUAGGAAAGGCAUUAGUUUUGCUUUAUAAAAAACAUCAGGUGUCCCUAUGGGGAAAUUUUUUGGGACGUAUGACAGAUUUGAAAGUGGAGGAGAUAAAAGAAGAUGUGGACGUUGAUACAGGUCAGCUGCUGGGUAGAUUGGAGACUGGUGGCGUCAUAGUUAGUACACACUCAUACUUCUCCUCUCUCCUCUCCAGGAAACUAAUCAGCUUGUCCUCCUUCAACCUCGUCAUAGUCGACAACAUCCAGGCCAGCCUAGGGACAAAGGAUACACACACUUUUCUGCAGGCGUAUAGAAACAUCCCCCGGAACCAGGCACCAAGGUUAAUAUUCUUCACUCCAAACAUCCUGAAAUCCAACCCUCCGCAUCUACAGUCUAGAGUUCCACAACAGCUGAGCCGAUUAGAGCAGCUACUGCCGGCAGCUGUUGAAUGCAGCUGCGAGGUAGCAACACAGCUGCGCUUCCUUGCUCGCCCAAGAGAAAUCAUAGUUUUGCAUAAAUCAAGCACUGCAGAUCCUAGUUUCCCCCCGGAGGAACAAAUUAGAAACAUAUUAGAAGAAAUAAAGGAUUGGAUAGAAGACCAGAACUACUCUUUGUACGACACCUACGGGGAGGAGUUCCAGGAUCUUAUUGCUGAUAUACCUGAUCCUACCUUUACCCCCCUCAACAUCAUUCAGGAGUUCAUCAGUGUUCUAGACAACCUAGGUUUAUGGUGCGCUGAUCGUGCUGCUCUAGUUCUACUGAUCAAGAUUGACAAAUUGAAAACAAGAGAAAAAUAUGAACGCCAUUUUCUUCUUCUCUCAGUCCUCUUUACUGCCAUGAUUAAAAUCCGCAAAAUCUGUGACGAUUUCUUCGGUGAUAUGGACGAUUACGAUAGAAUUGUUAAGUUUAGUAAACCUAAGGUGCUAAAGCUGAUUCAACUGUUAAAUAAUUAUGUUCCGAAAGUGAAGGUAAAACCUGUGGAGCACGGUUCUAGUCCCGAUGCUUCGGAGAACACGGAGCUGACUUCGUCCCGACCAGGUUCAGAUAGUUCUCAAGAUCAAGUUGAACGACCAGGUUUAGAGGAAACUACUCUAGGAGUUAGUAGAGAGAGUACAGCACCAACAGGAGAAAUAAACAAAUCUGGAGAUUUCUCUAAUAGUCUUAAACCUGGAAAAUCUAAUAUGGAACCUAAACAAACCAGCUCAGAACCCUCAAAACCAAUGUCAGAAUCGAAAGAUUUCAGCUCAGAGCCUGAAAAGCCCAGCUCAGAACUUGAAAACCCCAGCUUAAAACCUGAAAAUCCCAGCUUAGAACCUGAAAACUCGAGCUUAGAAUCUGAAAAACCUAGCUCGGAACCUGACCACUCAAUCAGACCUAAUAACCCUAGCCCUGAAUCUGAGGAUAUAGAACCAACUGAAUCCUCGUUGAAAAAUAAACCCAACUCUACACUUCCAGGUACAGAUUUGAUUUAUCUCGAAGUAUUGAGAAGUUUUCUUUUAUUUGUCCGCAGUACUCUGUCAGUGAUACAGUAUAUUCUGAUCCAAGACUGUAUUUGUACAGAGGAGGGAAUAGAUUUUGUGAAGUGUAAUCUUGUAAUAAUGUUCGAUGCUCCAGCCACAUUCAGUAGAUAUAUCUAUACAAAGGUAAAAUGUAAGAGUGUGUACGGGUCCCUUGUCUACUUGUGUGAGGAGAGUAGACUAGAUGAACUCCGUGCUGAGCUAACCAGCUUCAAGAGUCUAGAAACCCAGAUACUAGACAACUGUACUAACAAGGCAGCUGAUGUAGAAGACGAUAUAGUGGCUGAUAAGUAUAUAAAUCUUCUUCCCCUUUAUCCUUCUAAACCAACUCUUCCUGGAGUUGAACCAAGUCUACUAUCUUCACCUGGAGCUGUAUCCACCCUCCAAUCUAAUCCCGGAGCUGAACCAACCCUCCAAUCUAUAACUGGAGCUGUACCUACCCUCCAACCUACUCCCGAAGCUAAUGUAAUCCCUCCACUUACACCUGGAGAGGAAGAACCAAGUGCUGUUCAACCUGAUUGUAGUAAAUGUAUUGAAUCUAGUGAAACUAAAAAGACUGAAACUUAUUCUUGUCAGACUGAACCUGUUGUCAUCACCAACCCCAGUACAAGUUGUCUAAGACUGCCCUCGGAUAGUAAAUCUCAAACUACUUCUCCGCCCCCUGGCCAACACACUGUUGCUCUGCCCCAGGGUAUUCAUCCCAGUGCUCCACCCUUGAGUUUAAACAGUAGUAUCCUGAUCCUUAAUAGAUACUGUGCUAAACUACCGUCAGAUACUUUUACCAGGCUCACACCUACAUGGACAGUUCAAAGAACCCCCGAGGAUAAGUUCUACUGUGUACUGUUCCUACCCAUCAACUCCCCCCUGAAGGAGCUUGUGGUCGGCUGUUGUAUGCCUUCACCGUCUCUAGCACGUCGAGCUGCAGCCUACCAGGCGAGCGUUCAACUCCAUCAGAUUAAAGAACUAGAUGAUAAUCUCAUGCCCUUAGGGAAAGAAAGUAUUCUAAACGCAGUGCGCCCUGUAUCCCAGAUACUAGACAAGAAAAUUGAUCCCAUAUCCAAGAUCCAAGAGGAGAAUACACAACCUGUAUCCCAGAUACAAGAUGAAACAAUGCGUCCUGUAUCACAGAUACAAGAUGAAACAUUGCGUCCUGUAUCCCAGAUACAAGAUGAAACAAUGCGGCCUGUAUCCCAGAUACAAGAUGAAACAAUGCGGCCUGGAACAACAAAAAGACGACAAUAUUAUUACAAGCGGGUAGCUCCUUGCCUGACUAACGGACGGAAAACUACUAUAAGUAAAGUAAACAACACAAAAUCAGCUGAUACAGUCAAUAUUGAUGAAACUUCGCUAUCUCUAAAAACCUUGUCCUUAAAACCAGAAGAACCGGAGAAAAAAUGUGAUACAAAUUUCGAAUAUAAAGAAGGAGUCCUAGACCCCUCUGAUCCAAUCGAGGAGCAUGAAAUGAAAAUGGAUUCCUCAGAAAGCCCUGAAGUGGAACUUGAUCGAAAACUAGGUCUAGAAUUACGAGAAAAGUUUCCAAAUCUGAAAUAUUACAGUACAGAGGAAGACACUUUACUUAGGGAUCGUUACUCCAAUAUAUCUGUACCGUCCUACGCAAACUACAACCUCUACGCAAUGCGUAUGCACCUGACCUGCCCUAUUCCGGAGGAACAAAACACCCGAGGUCGGAAAAUCUACGAUCCUGCGGACUCCGAUCAGCUGUUUGGAAUUCUUCUGCCCAAUAAUAUGCCGGUCAUACCAUCCUUCCCUAUCUACACCAGGUCGGGGGAGGUGCUGGUCAACCUUGUCCUGGUUCAGCAGGGGAUACACCUCAACACCAUCGAGUUAAAGAAGGUUUUCACCUACCAUGUGUUUACCUUCUACUCAGUUCUCCGACUGGAGAAGUAUCCCAUGGUGUUUAACUGUGAGGAGGAACACAACUGUGCCGUGUUUGUCCCGUUGUCUCAGAAGAAUGGAGACCUGAGAAUAGAUUGGGAGUUUUUGGAUGUCAUUCAAUAUCUUUCUACAAAACGCUUGCGGUCUCUAGGGGAUGAAGAGCGGAGAGAGUUUAAGUUUGAGAUUGAGAGUUACAAUGACUCCGUGAUAAUGCCUUGGUAUAGAAACCAGGAUCAACCUCAGUAUUUCUAUGUUGCUGAGGUGUGUGAGCAUCUCAACCCCACCUCGGACUUUCCUGGACAAGGGUUUGAAACCUUUGAGAAAUAUUACGGGACCAAAUAUGAAAUAAAUAUCCAGAAUUUGUCCCAACCUUUGCUUGAUGUAGAUCAUACUUCAGCUCGAUUAAACUUCCUGACUCCUAGAUACGUGAAUAGGAAGGGGAUAGCACUUCCGACCUCUAGCGAUGAGACAAAGAAGAACAAGAGAGAAAACUUAGAUCAGAAACAGAUACUGGUUCCUGAACUCUGCGCUAUUCAUCCUUUCUCCGCCAGUCUCUGGAGACAGACCGUAGCUCUACCUUGUGCAAUGUACAGACUCAACGGUCUUCUUAUAGCAGAUCAGAUUCGUCAUGCUGUCUCAGUAGAGAUGAAGUUCGGAGUACAAACUCUACCCGACACCUUCACCUGGCCUCCGCUCAACUUUGGUUGGACUUUGGCAGAUGUUGUAAAAAAUACUAGGUCUGAGAGUAAAAUUUCUCCGUCCGACGAGAAAUCUUCAAGCGAGGAAAUCGAGAAAAUAAGACUGUCCCGGAAUAGUAGCUUAUCUAAGGAUGGGUUUGAGGAAGAGGAGAUGAUCGGAGUGUGGGAGGAGGAAGGUGAUAUGGGGAAGAUGGCUGACAGGCUGUUAAGUAAACUGGCAGCGGAGGAGAAGUUGAACCGGAGAAAGAAACUAGAGAUUGGAACUUGGAACAAUGAUAUGGCAAACCAGGGUUCGGACUGGGGAGCUGAUGAUGAGGAUGAAGGAGGUAGUGAUGAUGAACUGGCUCUAGCAGGAAUAGAACUACCGGACAAUCUCACAUUUAUACCAAGCAUUAAAACUAAACCUCAGGCUGAGGGGAGCAAAGAUUGGGGAACUGGGAUUGAGACGAAAAAUUUUCGUGUGGGUAGUCCCACCUGCUUCACAGGAAACAAUAUGGCUGGGUUAAUGGACGAUCUGGAGGGGUUCAGUUGCUCCGACUCCGAGGAGGACUGGGAGGAAGAGAUUUCAGAUUCUGAGUCUGAGAAACCAGGGAGAGCCAGGAUAGAGUUCCACGGUGAGAAUGUUGCUGAGACUAUAGAGGAGGAGUCUGAUGUUGCUGCAAGGGAGGAGAGACAGGCCAAGGACAGGGACCAGGAGACAAGUAUGGUUCAGGAUCAGGAGUGGGAUCCCAACCUUCUCCUAGAGGUGGAAAACCUAGGAGAGAUUGAUAAACCUGAGAUUAAAAUUGAGAUCAUAGAAGAUAGCGCACCCGUGAGAUUGAUAAAACAGUCAGAUGAGGUGAAACCUGAAGUGUUUGAACCUGAUCCUGAAUAUACUCCGGUCAAACCCCAGCUCAGUCAUCAAACAGACCUUGAUACAGUUCUAUCCAACCUUGGUUUGUGUCCGGAUCUGUCGAUCUUAAAACCAAUCCCAAUGGAGGAACCUGGAAUAAUUCCUUGGCCCGAUGUUGAUCAGACCGAUGUAAAAUUUGAUUAUCAACCGGAGCUCUCCGAUCAUCCUGGACCAUCUCCCUCCCUCAUCCUUCAAGCCCUCACAAUGUCCAACUCGAACGACGCGAUCAACUUGGAAAGAUUAGAGACAAUCGGAGAUUCGUUCUUGAAGUAUGCAAUUACAAGUUAUCUGUACUGCCAGUAUCCGUUUAUUCAUGAGGGUAAACUCUCUCAUCUAAGAUCAAAACAGGUUUCCAAUCUAAACCUCUACCAGCUAGGCAGAGCAAGAGGUCUAGGAGAGUUCAUGAUUGCCACUAAGUUUGAACCCCAUGAUAACUGGCUACCACCUUGUUACCAUGUACCACGGGAACUUGAGAAAGCUCUGAUAGAAUCCGGUGUACCGGCCAGUCAUUGGAAUAUGGCGGAACUGCCCGGGAUAGAAAAAAUGUCCAGCCUAGAGAUUUGUCAAAUACUCAGGGAGAGGGUUGAGAAAAGUUUUGUUGAAGAAGAUAGGAUCCAAGAUUUACCAUCGUUUAUACCUUACAAUCUACUAACACAGCAUUCUAUACCUGAUAAAUCAAUAGCAGAUUGUGUAGAAGCUUUAAUAGGUGCUUAUUUAAUAUCCUGUGGACCAAGAGGGGCAUUAUUAUUAAUGACCUGGCUACAGAUCAAGGUGCUUCCAGGAAAUAUAGACGCCCCUGGCGAACUAGUUCCUCCCCCCUCCCCACUGCUGAGAAACCCCUGGAGCCCGAACCCAGAGAAAGAGCUAAACUACCUCCUGGACGGAUACAACAAGUUCGAGCAUAUGAUAGGAUAUGUCUGGAAGGAUAAAAGUUAUCUUCUUCAAGCCUUCAGUCAUGCUUCUUAUUAUCCAAACAGGCUGACCGACUGCUAUCAGCGGUUGGAGUUCCUGGGAGAUGCUGUUCUGGAUUAUCUGAUUACACGCCAUUUAUACCAGGAUACACGAUUACACUCUCCUGGUGCACUUACUGAUCUAAGAUCUGCUCUUGUCAAUAAUACAAUAUUCGCCUGCCUAGCUGUCAGGUUCCAGUUCCAUAAAUACUUUAAGCAUAUGUCCCCUGGACUUCAAGUUGUUUGUGAUAGAUUUGUCAGGAUUCAGGCAGAAAAUAAUUGGAAGGUGUCUGAGGACUGUUAUCUGAUGGAUGAGGACGAGAAUGAGGAGGCGGAGGAUAUCGAGGUUCCUAAAGCUCUGGGUGAUAUAUUUGAAUCUAUUGCUGGAUCUAUCUACCUGGAUUCUGGACUCUCAUUAGACGCUGUCUGGACGGUUUAUUACAGAAUGAUGAAAGAUGAAAUAGAACAGUUCUCAAGUCAUGUUCCUAAAUCCCCUAUCAGAGAACUCCUGGAGCUUGAACCAGAAACGGCUAAGUUUGGGAAACCAGAGAAGCUUGCCGAUGGCCGGAGGGUCAGGGUUUCCGUCGAAGUUUUUGGAAAGGGAACAUUUAAGGGAAUAGGUCGGAAUUACCGGAUAGCAAAGUGUACAGCGGCAAAGUGUGCGCUGAAGGCACUGAGGAAAAUUGAAUCAAGAAACAAAAAGAAAUAAUCUACACUUGCCAUGCUGUUAUCUGUUAAUGAG
Eurytemora carolleeae is the source of this 6905-nucleotide messenger RNA. It is a transcript of the gene Dcr-1, whose product is annotated as endoribonuclease Dcr-1. Gene Ontology annotation, cellular component: cytoplasm; nucleus; RISC complex. The record is from RefSeq and is a predicted model, not a curated record. Gene Ontology annotation, molecular function: deoxyribonuclease I activity; RNA binding; ribonuclease III activity. Gene Ontology annotation, biological process: siRNA processing; pre-miRNA processing; apoptotic DNA fragmentation. The coding region runs from base 42 to 6872 and encodes 2276 amino acids. Lineage: Eukaryota; Metazoa; Arthropoda; Copepoda; Calanoida; Temoridae. The transcript has 29 exons.